Penicillium canariense is the source of this 777-nucleotide messenger RNA. RefSeq names its product DNA-binding domain-containing protein. The transcript has a single exon. The record is from RefSeq and is a predicted model, not a curated record. Lineage: Eukaryota; Fungi; Ascomycota; Eurotiomycetes; Eurotiales; Aspergillaceae. Bases 1 to 777 code for a protein of 258 amino acids.
AUGUCGAAACACGCUGAAAUUGACGAAUCUCGUGUAAUCGAGGCCUGCGAAGCUGCCAGUGCUGUUGAAAAACCGAAUUUGUCGAAGAUCGCGCGGGAAUAUGGCGUUUCGUAUAAUAUAUUGCUGGGACGCGUUCGUCAGGGAAAACAGGCUCGCACUACCAGAAAACCGAAUAAUAAAGCUCUUGAUGAAUACCAGGAGGAAGCUUUGAGGCAGUGGAUACCGGAAUUGAGAAAUUGCCAUAUGCCUGUCACCCCUACACUGCUAGAGGAUAUGGCCAAUCUCUCACUCAAGCGCGCAGGUGUUGAUCGCGUUGUUGGCAAAACCUGGGUGUAUCGCUUCAUCAAACGACUCCCUAAGGGUAUGCAGUUAGCGCCAGUGAAGCAGAAAAUGAAGGAGAUUAAGCGUAUCCAAGCGGAGGAUGCGUGGAAACUUACGUUCUGGUAUGAGAAGCUCAAGAAUGUGGUGAGGGCAGAUAUGCCAGCGCGUUUGAUAUACAACUUUGAUGAAUGCGGCUUUCAACCAGGAAAAGGCAAAGAUCAGAAGGUUGUAGGAGGUUCUAAUCCUCCUGAUCUUUCAGAGUUAGAACACUCAGAAACUAUCACUGCCCUUGAGUGUAUCGCUGCAGAUGGCUGGCAUAUGGAUCCGUUAUUCAUAUUCAAAAGCACCACCUUCCAAGAAACCUGGUUUUAUGGAAGUGACGCUCUACCACCCAAAACAACACUAGUUGGUAUAUCUCCAAAUGGCUGGAUAUCAGAUGAAUUGAUUCUUCAAUGA